AUGGCUCUCCUGCGCCCUCUGCUGACCGCCCUGGCGCUGCUCACCUGCCGCCCUGGAGGCUCUCUGGGCUGUGCCCUGCCUGGGAGCCACGCGCAGGUUAGCAGGGACAACUUGGUGCUCCUGGGCCAGAUGCGGAGACUGUCCCCUUUCUCGUGCCUGCGGGCCAGAAAAGACUUCCGCUUCCCCCGGGAGAUGCUGGAGGGCGGCCAGCUCCGGGAGGCCCAGGCCGCCGCCGCCGUCCUGCGGGAGCUGCUCCAGCAGACCUUCAACCUGUUGCACACGGAGCGCUCCUCGGCGGCCUGGAGCCCCGCGCCGCUGCACGGACUCCGCUCUGGCCUCCACCGGCAGCUGGAAGCCCUGGACGCCUGCUUGGUGCAGGCCACGGGCGAGGGAGAGCGCGCCCCGGGGAUGCACGGCCCUGCCCUGGCCAUCAAGAGGUACUUCCAGGACAUCCGCGUCUACCUGGAGGACCAGGGAUACAGUGACUGCGCCUGGGAAAUUGUCAGGCUGGAAAUCAUGAGAGCCUUGUCCUCCUCGGCGACCUUGCAAGACAGCUUGGCCAUCAAGGAUGGAGACCUGGGGUCACCUUGAAGUGAUUCUCACUGCCUGACGUGCCACAUCACCCUGCACUAUGUCUGAUCACCUCAAGAGACUCUCACUGCAGCCUUCAUUACAGAAUUUAUUGACUUUAAUUCCACAAAUAUGUUGUGAGUAGUAUUAAGCAAGAAUAU
Messenger RNA from Leopardus geoffroyi (Geoffroy's cat), 731 nucleotides. Its product is annotated as interferon omega-1-like. Gene Ontology annotation, biological process: cytokine-mediated signaling pathway; T cell activation involved in immune response; natural killer cell activation involved in immune response. Gene Ontology annotation, molecular function: cytokine activity; type I interferon receptor binding. Lineage: Eukaryota; Metazoa; Chordata; Mammalia; Carnivora; Felidae. The transcript has a single exon. The coding region runs from base 1 to 591 and encodes 196 amino acids. Gene Ontology annotation, cellular component: extracellular region. The record is from RefSeq and is a predicted model, not a curated record.